Molecule: messenger RNA, 483 nt
Organism: Gongylonema pulchrum
Lineage: Eukaryota; Metazoa; Nematoda; Chromadorea; Rhabditida; Gongylonematidae
Source: the annotation of a GenBank genome assembly
AUGAAUCCGAAAUCGAAAUUAAGCGAGCUUCCACUUAAAAGGUUUUAUCGCCUUGUCCUACAACCUUCGGUGAUGUUCGAUGAUUCGGGUCGUAUCAGUGAUUCUGCGUACGAAGCGCAUUUCACAGCACUUCCGAGCAAGCAGUUACUGACGUUGACGGUUGUUCCACCGGAUGCAUGGAUGGUUCAGUCGGUUUAUGCGGUCUAUGAUCUUGAUAAUAUCAAACUGGAAAACGUGGCCGGGAAUGUAAUUGCCAGAUAUGAGCUUGAACAUAUCCUGCUGGAAGGACAUUGCUUCGAUGACAUGACUGGUUCACCGCCACGUGGCCUUCAGUUCACGCUCGGCACUCAAACGAAUCCAACUCGUUACGAUACGAUUGUUAUGGCCAAUCUGGGAUAUUUCCAGCUAAAAGCUAGUCCAGGUGCAUGGAUUCUCCGACUUCGCGACGGUAAAUCCAAGGAUAUAUAUGAUAUUGUGAGGUAA